CGUGCGCACCCACUGUGACUGCGCUGCCUAUUUCCAACAUUCAAACAUGGCGAAACUCUUUGACAUUAUACCACCACCAUCACCCUCAUCCUCCUCCUCUUCAUCGUUACCACCAACACCACCACCAUCAUUAUCUUCACCAUCACCAUCACCAUUAUCUCCGGUACCGUGAUGACCCGGGAGGAUGGAGAAGUUGUCGGCGAGCCUGUCGGAGAUCUCUUGGAGCCCGUUGGCGCUGCCGUUGGACGCGGUGGUCAGCAAGUUCCGUCUGCCCACUCUGGUCCGCCUGGCCCCCGGUGAAUGUGUGGAGGGUCUGUCGGAGGAGGAUGUGGUGCUGUUACACUCCUGUCGUCAGUGGACCACAGUGACUGCCCACAGCUUAGAGGAGGGACACUACGUCAUUGGACCCAAGAUAGAUAUCCCUCUGCAAUACCAGGGGAAGUUCAAGUUGUUGGAUGAAGACAGAGACGUCAGGGAUCCGGUCCAAUAUUUUUCCAGUGUUGAGGAAGUUGCUGGAGUCUUCCCUGACCGGGUGUUUGUCAUGGAGAUGAUAACGUUUAGCGUGAAGGUGGUUUCUGGGGAGUUCAGUGAGGACAGUGAGCCCUACAGCUUCACUCUGCAGGCUGGAGAUGAGCUGUCACUCAUGGGGAAGGCGGAGCUUCUCUGUGCCACGCCCUCUAAGGAAAAGACAGGACUGAGCGCGCUCUUGAGACGACUGGGAAAGACUCCUAGAAGUAAAACACCCUGCCUGGUCUGUAUGAACCAUCGCACCAAUCAGAGUGUCAGCCUGCCCUUUGGCUGCCGUGGACGCUUUUGCACACGCUCCCCUCUGGAGCAAGGCAUGCUGGGAGGGGAGCACACGGUACGCAGCAUCAUCGAGAGGGUUCGCCUCCCCGUCAAUGUGUCCGUGCCUUCACGACCACCGCGAAACCCUUACGACCGCCAUGCGGUCCGAGAGGGCCACCGCUACAAGCUGCUCAACAUCGUCAGCAAGACAGUGGUACUCUGCAUGGUACUCCGCCGACAGGAAGUCUCCCCCUCCCAUUUCCUGCUGCUGCGGUGCAUGCCCCGGUUCAAUGUGGCUGAGGCCUCUGUCCACACGGCGGCGUUAGAGAGCCUCCUGUUGCGACACGCAUUUGACCCAGAUGCCUACUCUCGUGCUGUUAGAGAAACCCGGCCAGAGCUGGAGUGUAUGACAGAGGAGUGUGUGAGCCCGCGGCGCUCUCGUAUGUGUGUGUCGGGUCAGGACUCUUUGGCACCGGCACUGCAGCGCCUCUCCAUGUGUGGGUAUGGGGGUGGGGUUUCGGACAGCCUAUCACAGCGCUUCAGGGACUCUCUUGGAGAGCAGCUCGGGGAGGGACCAGGUGAAGAGCGGGAGUAUGUGACUCCUGAGUGGACUGAGGCUGAAAUGAGGACCAGUGAGGAAAUUCCUUAUGAGGAACUAUGGACCAAUCAGAGCGCAGAGGGCUUGGGGAAGGAGCCAAACCUCAUCUCCUUCCAUUCGUCUUCCUCAUUAGACGGUUCUCUUGGUACCGUGUUGACAAGAGUGUCUACCCCGCCACCUGUACCUCCAAAAUCGGAUGCUGUGAGAGAGGAAUGUCGCUACUUGAUCGCCCCUCCGGUUCCCCCUCGCUGCUCUAAAGGAGGCUCCAUCUCCAGUCCGGUCCCCAGCCCUCCUGUCCCACCUCGCUUCCCCAAAACCUCCACUUCCCCGAGACCCAACCUCUCCUUCUACUCUUCUGGACUUCAGGACAGCUGUUCGCCCUCUCCGGAUGCUUCCCUCUACUGUUACCCGUGCUCCUGGGCGGACUGCCCUGCCCCGAACCCUGCCAGUCCUGAGCCAGUCUCUGUCAUCCCUGCAGACAACACAGCCAAUCCUCAGCCAGCACAGGCCACCUGGGCAGAGCCGUGGGUAGAUUCCUUCACCUCCUCCGGACCUCGACUGAGGCCACCACCUCCACAGAGUCGAUUUGCUCCCUUCGGGGCAUUGAACCCCUUCAACCGCCAGUCCCCUUGCCCCUCACCUGAGCCCCCUGCCAAUCCCACGACAGAUGCCUCCCGAGGUGCAGAGGGCGGUGGGACGUCCACAGGGGUCAAUGAAGCGUUGUCUCCGCCCCCUGACCCCACCUGGCGGCCUCCUGCUGAUCUGUCUGUGCUGUCAUUGGAGGAAGUGUCGGCCUGCCUGCGGUUCAUUGGCCUAUCAGAGGCGGCGGUGUCUGUAUUCCAGAGGGAGCGAAUCGAUGGCAGCCUCCUGGUGCAGCUGACUGAGGACAUCCUGUCACAUGACUUCCACCUGAGCCGACUCCAUGUUACCAAGAUCACACAGUUCAUACAGGGCUGGAGGCCCAAGAUCUAACACACAUACACACACACACACACACUGUCCUGAUAAUGUGCCUGUUGGCUACUGAGCCAUCCUAAAUGUGCCUUCCACUGUGAGCAACUGGCUGCUGAGCCCCACUGACUGAAGCUAAGACUUUGCUGAAGGAAACCACGCCAUCCUGUGGUCAACCUAUAGAACUGACAACUGACUGGUUCUCAUGCCAGGAGUCUGACUGACUGACUGCAUAUUUCCUGUCUGAAUCACAGACUGGGACUAGCUUACUAACAAAUGGCUACGACAGAGAGCUACAUGAUGAAAGUGCCCUGUUUCAGUUCGUCUUCGGGGCAGAUAGUCAACCACAAUACAUCUUCAUGCUUUGAGAGUGUUAAACACAACAUGGAUUUGUGUGGCCUUCAUGCUGUGCUACCAUAAAAAUCUAAUAUGGGGGGAAAACAUGCCUUCAUUUCUUUAUUUUACAAAAAUCUUUUUUGAAAAAUGAACAGAUUUUACAUAUUGUGUUAUUCACACCACAGUAAGGGUUUAACACCCCUUAUUGUAAUGUAAGGAUCGUUAAGAGACCACCUCUAUUGUUGACCAGUAAGACAUGCAACAACACAGAUGUAACACUGAACCUGUUCCCUACCCGAGUCUCUUGCACAACCGUCUUCUCCUGUCUUAUUGAACUUCAGUGGACUGUAAUUGGCAUAAAUGUGCAAGUUUCUUAGGAGAUAAGAAAGAGCUAGUUGUUUAAAGCUAAAUUUAAAAAAAAACAAAAUGCAGAAAAUCUGAAAGUCAGAAAUCUUAGCACCCAAUGAAGUAAUUAUUGAGUUUCUGGUACUGAUCAAUGAUUCAUUUAACUAUCGCUGAAUAUACUGUAUCAGGGCCAUUUGUGCUUUGGGACCGUUUUUUUAAUUAACAUUCCCUUUAAGGGUAACACAAGAUGUCCUUCGGUCUGUCGUCAGAUACACAGAGGUGUUGCCAUGCUAUAAUAUAAUCUUGACUGCCUCAGAAAUAGAGUUCUCAAAAUGUACCUCAGAUCCUUUGUUCAGAUAGGCUUGAUUUAGCCAUGCAUAAUAAUAAAUGAUAUACACUAAGUAAUAUGUUCACAUAGACAUUUGUUUUUGUUUUGUUAUUAUGUCUUCAUUACGCACCACUAGACAAAGAACACAAAGAUGCAAGGAAUAGGUGCAGUAAAUAAACCGCAAUGGAAAUGUCAAAAUCUGAGCAAAGGUCCAAAGCCCCAUUGGAGACGAUAUAGUUAUAAACUGUUUUAUUAAUUAGUGUUACUAAUAUUGAAUCAGAUAUUAAUACAGUUAUAGUUACAACAGUUGUAACUGUCCAGUUAUUAAAUAAUAAAAAAGGAAUAAUUUAAGAGCAAUAUCUGUGAGUUGAGGGAAAUUUUGACAGGCAUUUUUCAUUAUCUUCCUAAAUUUUAUAGACCAAAUGAUUGAAUGACUAAUCGAAAAUAUAAUUCAAUCAAUCAUAAAAAUAAUCAUUAGUUGCAGUUCUACAUUUAAAUACCUCCAAAUUAGACCAAAUAUAAUUGGAAUUGGAACAAAAUGAGAAAAAGUACAAGUAUGCUAAAGAUUUGAUCUAUUGUGGCUAAAAAUACAAAUAAACUGAAUUUUGAAAGAAACAAAAUGACCAGAUAUUUGCCAGAAAUACUCAGCAGAUGGAGGGACUGAAGUUUUUCUACAUCUGUCAAAAUUGAACAGGGCCUGCUUUAUGAAUUCUACACAUACUGUAUAUCCAGCUUUAAUAGGGGUACAAACAAUUUCUUCAAACAGGUACUGAUGAUAAUGAUGUGAUAUAACUAGGGACUGUAGUGUCAGCUACACUGCGGGAGCAAGAUCGUUAGCCAGAUAACUGUGAAAAUGCAUUUUAUGUUAUGUGUCAUUUAAAUGUCAAAGUAAACUUGUUCAUUA
Molecule: messenger RNA, 4248 nt
Organism: Micropterus dolomieu (smallmouth bass)
Lineage: Eukaryota; Metazoa; Chordata; Actinopteri; Centrarchiformes; Centrarchidae
Gene: garem2
Product: GRB2 associated, regulator of MAPK1-like
Exons: 7
Coding region: 185-2356 (723 amino acids)
Source: RefSeq, a predicted model, not a curated record